AUGUUCACCUCUGUCUAUAUGUUUCCAGGGCAGCAGGGGUAUCUCAUCAAGCCUCCCUUCAAUGUCGUCAUCACGGGAGGCACCAAGGGCGUGGGCAAGGCGCUGGCAUCCGAGUUCCUGGCGGCCGGCGACAGCGUGGCCCUGUGUGCGCGAUCGGAGCUGGGGCGAGUGGACAUGUGGAUCAACAAUGCUGGGACCAACGCCUACCGCUUUGGUGCGCUGGAAGACCAACCGCCUGAGGACCUGGAGGCCAUCCUGACGACAAAUGUGCUGGGGGCCAUGCUUGGCUGCAGAGCGCCAGAACUCGUCACCGUUUCCGAGUCCAACAUCAUACUCCCCACAGGGGCGGAUGGGGGCGCCACCCCUCGCUUUGCAGCCUAUGGCGCCUCGAAGCGUGCCCUGAGCCAGCUGGGCAAGAGCCUGAAUGCGGAGCUGCGAGGGUCCCCUCGCCGGGGACGAAUCACGGUGCACACAAUGAGCCCCGGUAUGGUCACCACCGAGCUGCUCAUGGCGGGGGCUGACACCCGCGUCGCGCGCUUCUUCAUAAACGUCCUGGCUGAGACGCCAGAGACGGUGGCGGCCAACCUGGUGCCUCGCCUGCGCCAGGUGGUGGAGGGGUCCAGGGGAGUCCUUGGAUCUAGGCCCCAAUACAUCCGGUAUCUGACCAAGCCCAAGGCGUAUGGUCAGAUUCUGAUGCGACUCCUGGCCAAGCAAAGGAAGAACAAGUUUGUGGAGGAGGAGUGA
Messenger RNA from Auxenochlorella protothecoides, 744 nucleotides. RefSeq names its product Chlorophyll(ide) b reductase NOL, chloroplastic. The transcript has 5 exons. Lineage: Eukaryota; Viridiplantae; Chlorophyta; Trebouxiophyceae; Chlorellales; Chlorellaceae. The record is from RefSeq and is a predicted model, not a curated record. The coding region runs from base 1 to 744 and encodes 247 amino acids.